Messenger RNA from Octodon degus (degu), 648 nucleotides. RefSeq names its product transmembrane protein 217 (gene Tmem217). The transcript has 2 exons. Bases 94 to 648 code for a protein of 184 amino acids. The record is from RefSeq and is a predicted model, not a curated record. NCBI's taxonomy places the organism in Eukaryota, Metazoa, Chordata, Mammalia, Rodentia, Octodontidae.
CGGGAAGGCGGAGCUUGGAUGGCCCGGAGGCGGGGCUGAAAGUUCCUUGUGCCGAGGGGGAAAGACAGGAGCCACGCAGCGGAUCGCGGCCUCAUGGACCCCAGGACGGUGACCCUGAUGGCUGGCCUCUUCUCCACGCUCAACAGCAUUCAGUUCCUGAUCUUCGACCUCUACCAGCUCACACACAUCGGCUACGAGGACAAAUACAGCAUCUACCUGGACACGAGCUCUAAGGCCGUGUCGUGGUUCCUGAGCUACCGGAGCAGCGUGACCAGCGUGAUGGCCCUGGUCACCGUCGCCAUGGGCUGCGGCCUCCUGUGCAGCGUGCACCGCAACAGCUACCUGGGGCCGCUGCUGUACGCGCUGUGGAUCGUGGCCUACGAGCUGGCCACCUUCUCGCUGCUGCUGCUCUGCAGCGGCCUCGUGCACCGGCGCUUCGGCGCGCUGCCGCGCCUCUACCUGGUGCUGCAGGGCUCGCGCAUGGCGCUGCACUUCGCCUGCCUGCCCGCGGUGCUGCGGCACGCCUACGAGCUCUUCAAGGCCUUCAGGGUGGUCAACAAGGUCAGCCGCCGCCGCCGCUCCUCUGUCAGCACCGUGGACUCGUUUGGGGCGACGGGUCUGAGGCUCAUGUACCGCAGGCUCACCUAG